GUGGCCGUGGGCUCUGCUGUAGGCCACACCAUAGGUCAUGCGCUGACAGGAGGAUUUGGUGGAGGAAGCAGCUCUGAAGCUGCGAGGCCUGAUAUUACUUAUCAGGAGCCGCAGGCAGCUCAGCCUGCCUACCAGCAGCAGCAGCAGCAGUUUGCUCCUUGCCAGUAUGAAAUGAAGCAGUUCCUGGAGUGUGCCCAGAACCAGACUGACCUCAAGCUGUGCGAGGGCUUCAGUGAGGUGCUGAAGCAGUGCAGGUUUGCUAACGGUUUAGCCUAA
Nestor notabilis (Kea) is the source of this 276-nucleotide messenger RNA. RefSeq names its product coiled-coil-helix-coiled-coil-helix domain containing 2 (gene CHCHD2). The record is from RefSeq and is a predicted model, not a curated record. Lineage: Eukaryota; Metazoa; Chordata; Aves; Psittaciformes; Psittacidae. Gene Ontology annotation, cellular component: nucleus; mitochondrion. The transcript is spliced from 3 exons. The annotation marks the transcript as partial. Gene Ontology annotation, molecular function: sequence-specific DNA binding. Gene Ontology annotation, biological process: positive regulation of transcription by RNA polymerase II; mitochondrion organization.